UUGGCGGCGGGAGCCAGGAAGGCUAUUUCCGGGGCGUGGCUUCUCAGCCCUGGGCCAGAAGAUGCAAGCCAGCCCCAUCCGCAUCCCAACUGUUAGCAAUGACCCGGACUGGGAUUCCUGCUUCCACCUGUCAGAGCAAAUGGAGAGCCCAGCAGAACAGCAAACAGAGGAACUGUACCCCACUUAUGGGUCUGAAGAGAGUGAAGACGACACUAAAGCCAAGAAAGAAAAGAUAGUCCUUGACUGUAUAUCUCUUCCCAAAGAGAAAUUAGUUCAGUCCCAGAAGAAAAUAGCUCAGCUAAUUAAGAAAAAAAUGAAUAUCCAAGCAAACAGGGAGCUGAUUCGAUGUGUCAUCCUCUCUCGGAUUAUUUUUGGAGAAGAACACUGGAAAUGUGCUCAGGCUUUGGUCAACCUGGCUUAUGGCUAACUGACACUGCGAGGCCUCCCAGUUCAGGCCAAGAAACAUGCCGAGUCCGCCAAGAACACACUGCUGAACUGGAAGGGAAACACGAUCUCAAAUGAAGAGAAAAAGGAAAUCCUGAAAGCUCUAGUCAUGCUCUACUACACUUUGGGGGUGGCCUGGCUCCUGCAGAACCAUGGCAGAGAGUCCUAUUUCAACCUGCAGAAGGCAGAGAGAAACAUGAAGGAGCUGAAAGAAUUAUAUAGGGGAGGAAUUUGUAGAUUACAAGUCUCAGAGAAAGACCUAACAGUUGCUUUGGGCAGAGCCUCCUUGGCCAGCCACAGGUUGAACCUAGCUCUGGCAUAUUUUGAAAAGGCAAUUGGCAACGUUCUUGCCAAGGGUGACAGGACAUCAGAUCUGAUCAGUCUAUAUGAGGAAAUUGCUCAAAUUGAGCAGCUGAGGAGGAACCACGACCAGGCCAUCCAGUACUUGAAGCAGGCCCAUUCUAUCUGUGUUUCUCUGUUCACGGAAGUCAGCCCCCAAACUGCAGAGGCAAGUGCAUUACUAGCCAAAGCUUAUGCCACGUCUAGAGAGGCCAAGCACAGGGAUACCGUUGAGACAUAUUUUAUAAAAAGUAUCAGUGCAUAUCAAGCUACACUGGGCUCAGAGGAUUCUGAAACACUGGCCACCAUUGAAGAAUUUUGCAAAUGGCUUGUUCAAAAAGGGGAAAAACAGGAGGCUUACAGACUGCUAAAGGCUUCAUUGAAGUCCCAGGUCAUCAGCUACGGUGACUACAGCGAAAAAGUGGCUGAAACAUUUUAUAACAUGGGCAGGACCUGCUUUACCAAAGGAGAGUUCAGAAGGGCAAUUCAGCUGCUAAAGAAGUGUUUGAUGAUUCAAAUCCUUAUAUAUGGAAGUGAACACAGUAAAAGCCGAGAGACGAAAAACCUCCUUUCCUUAUUGCAGAGGGCAAGUAGCAGUUCAUCCAGAUGGAGAAGAGAAGCCAUUCCAGGAAGGAGGAACUCUGCAUGCAAAGGCACAGAGGCAUGACAGAGGGCAGAGUAACCAAGGAAUGGUCUUCUGUUAAUGGUCAAGAGAAAACCUCCAUGCAAGAUAGUCAACUAAAAAGGUGACCUUACUGAUAAUAAAGAUUCUGGAUCACAAAAAUAUGUUUAUCAAGA
This is a messenger RNA of Tupaia belangeri chinensis (Chinese tree shrew), 1581 nucleotides long. RefSeq names its product tetratricopeptide repeat domain 23 like (gene TTC23L). Gene Ontology annotation, molecular function: protein binding. The record is from RefSeq and is a predicted model, not a curated record. NCBI's taxonomy places the organism in Eukaryota, Metazoa, Chordata, Mammalia, Scandentia, Tupaiidae. The transcript is spliced from 13 exons.